GUUGAAGCGAUCGCAUGAAUGACAACAUUAUUAUUAAACACAAACACAGAUUCAAUAGUUAUUUAUUAAUAAUAUAAUAAUAAUAUUAUUAUUAUUAAUAGUUUUGUGAUUUUACUAACAAUAGUGUUAUGAUUUGUGCCCUUUUGUGACAAUCAAUUGAUAUGUGAACUAAAACUAAAUGUGUUUUGCAUUGAAAAGCAAUAGAAAAGCCAUUGAAAUGAGUGUCAAAAAUAUGGAUUCCAUUGGAAGUACGUCUCGAUUGAGUCUAAAGAAGACAAACAAUCAAGAGAUGAAUGAGAAGAAGAAAGACUCGACAAGUGAUGUAAUGACAGCUAACAAAAAGUCUACAAAUAGUGGUGACAGCGAACCAUCAGUUAAGAGAUCCAAACAACAAGAGUCAAUGGAUAUAAUGCAUCGAACGGGCGGCGCGUAUAUACCGCCGGCGCGGCUCAGACUCAUGCAGAAGGAUAUCACAGACAAGAAUAGCAUUGAAUACCAACGUAUCUCAUGGGAAGCGCUCAAGAAAAGCAUCAACGGUCUGAUCAAUAAAGUAAAUGUGGCCAACAUUGCCAUCAUUGUACGCGAACUCUUCAAAGAGAAUCUGAUCCGAGGCCGCGGUUUAUUGUGCCGGUCAGUGGUCGCGGCGCAGACAGCGUCGCCGACAUUCACUCACGUUUACGCCACACUCAUCGCCAUUUGCAAUACAAAGUUCCCAAAAAUCGGUGAAUUAGUUUUUAAACGACUGAUCAUUCAAUUUCGCAAAAGUUUUCGUCGAAAUGACAAACAGGUGUGCAUUACGACCACCCGUUUCAUCGCACAUCUGGUUAAUCAACAAGUGGCUCAUGAAGUGGUGUCACUCGAAAUAUUGACACUUUUGUUGGAAAACGCGACCAACGACUCGGUUGAAGUGGCCAUCGCUUUUCUUCGGGAAUGCGGAUCAAAGUUAGAGGAGCUCUCCCGGAGAGGCAUUUCUGCUAUAUUUGAUAGAUUGCGGUUCAUUCUACAUGAGGGACAGUUAGAUAAGAGAGUGCAGUAUAUGAUUGAAGUUAUGUUCGCUAUUAGACGAGACAAAUAUGUUGAUCAUCCGUCAGUGAUCGCCGAAUUGGAUUUGAUUGAAGAGUCGGAACAGUUUACCCAUUUGAUGACUUUAGAUGAACCACAAGACAGCGAAGACAAAAUCAAUGUCUUUCAAUUUGACAAUAAUUUUCAGGAUAACGAAGAGAAAUAUAAAGCUAUUAAAAAAGAGAUUUUAGACGACGAAACAACUGAUGACGAAGACGACGACGGAGAAGAUUCCGACGAUGAGGACGAUGAAGAUGAUGACGAGGAGGGCGAUGGCGAGGCCACUGAUUCUAACGCUAUCAUCGAUAACACUGAAACUACAUUACGAACUCUUCGUCGUGAUAUAUAUUUGACUAUUCAGUCGUCGUUAGACUUUGAAGAAUGUGCCCAUAAAUUAUUAAAGCUUGAGUUAAAGCCGGGACAGGUUGUAGAGCUCUGUCAUAUGAUUGUCGACUGUGCGGCACAACAGAGAACUUAUAUGAAGUUUUACGGACUUUUAGCGCAACGGUUUUGUUCGCUAAACUCAGAUUAUGCGGAACCGUUCGCUGAGAUAUUCAAGAGUUGUUACGAUACGAUCCAUAGGUUUGAGACAAAUAAACUGCGAAAUGUGGCCAAACUUUUUGCACAUUUGCUCAUUACUGAUGCCAUUUCGUGGGUAGUGUUGUCUUAUAUUAAGCUGAACGAAGAGGACACAACAUCUUCGAGUAGAGUAUUCAUAAAGAUUUUAUUUCAAGAGUUGAGUGAAUCUAUGGGUUUAGUUAAACUCAAUCAACGAAUUAAAGAUCCGACACUACAGGAGGCCUUUGAUGGUCUCUUUCCACGAGACGAUCCUCGAAAUACCAGAUUUGCCAUAAAUUUCUUUACAUCGAUUGGUUUGGGAGGACUUACAGAUGAUCUCAGAGAUCACUUAAAAGCCAUCCCAAAGACUGUGGUUCCGAUCACAUCAACUGAAAUGAAUUCAAAUAAAAGAAGAAAAUCAAGUAUUGAAAGUGAUUCCGAUUCAAACGGUUCAGAUGACAACGGAUCUUCGGCAUCGACCACAUCAAAUUCAUCAUCCGAGUCGGGCUCGCCUUCAUCAUCAUCAUCACCAUCGUCUUCAAACACAUACAAACUAUCACCGAAACGCAAUCAUCGAUCUUCACGUCAUUCACAUCAGAAUUCAAAGAAACAAAAAUCGAGAGAAAGGCAUCGCAAAGAUAAAGACAAUCAUCACAAGAGCUCAAAGAGUAGUUCAAAGAGUUCUCGAAGACAUCUCAAGCAAAAAGAGAAACAAAGUAAAGACAAAGAUAGAGAAUACAAGAGUACGAAGUCGUCUAAGACUUCCAGACGACACCAUAACGAUCGAUGACUCAAUGCUUUCUCUAUUAUAAUCUAAACUAAAACUUUCAUAUUUUAUAAUCAAUAUUUAGUUUAAUUUAAUUAUUAUUAUUAUUAUGUAU
This is a messenger RNA of Oppia nitens, 2501 nucleotides long. It is a transcript of the gene ncm, whose product is annotated as pre-mRNA-splicing factor CWC22 homolog. Gene Ontology annotation, cellular component: catalytic step 2 spliceosome. The coding region runs from base 179 to 2410 and encodes 743 amino acids. NCBI's taxonomy places the organism in Eukaryota, Metazoa, Arthropoda, Arachnida, Sarcoptiformes, Oppiidae. The record is from RefSeq and is a predicted model, not a curated record. Gene Ontology annotation, molecular function: protein binding; RNA binding. Gene Ontology annotation, biological process: mRNA splicing, via spliceosome. The transcript is spliced from 4 exons.